Molecule: messenger RNA, 637 nt
Organism: Penicillium samsonianum
Lineage: Eukaryota; Fungi; Ascomycota; Eurotiomycetes; Eurotiales; Aspergillaceae
Exons: 3
Coding region: 66-503 (145 amino acids)
Molecular function (GO): calcium ion binding
Source: RefSeq, a predicted model, not a curated record
CACACCAAGAAUUCACCCGUAAAAACAUUACAGGCAAUCGCUUAUAUCUCUCUUAUUCUAACAAAAUGCUCGUCACCAUUGGGCUUCUUUUCCUUUCUCAUUUGGCGGCUGUGUCACUAGCAGACUGCUGUGAUGCGCACUUCGACUUCACCAAUGGCCAAUGGAUCUGCGCAGAUGGUACUGUGGCUACUCCCUGCUGUGGAAAGGGCCCAUGUAAUGCCUUCUGUUGCGAUUGUGAUUGUCGAUAUCCGAGCUCCAGGAAGCGAGACCUACCAUUUUUAAUGAAGCGGGCUGAUGACGUCGAGCAUCUGUUCAAGUCAGUCGACGUCGACAAUUCAGGCGACGUCGAUUUGGGAGAGUAUAUUUCAUGGGUGAAUGAAAAUGUGGGCCAUGAACAUGCAGUAUCGCCCAGCUUGUACCUCUCCUACAUCGACCAUUUUUAUUCGUUUGAUACGGACAAUAAUAAGAAGCUUGAUCUAGGUGAGGUUCUGGGUACAAAAUAAGAAGUUGUUAGUAGUAAGCCAAAAUCGGUUAUGGUAUUGAGUUGUGAUGUUGCUGGGGACUCUUUACAGUCGGUCAAAAUUUGGCUCACUAGGCAGUCUUGGGAGAAAGCUGAGUAUGGUCCACUGGGCAGUCG